Messenger RNA from Anisakis simplex (herring worm), 879 nucleotides. The record is from the annotation of a GenBank genome assembly. Lineage: Eukaryota; Metazoa; Nematoda; Chromadorea; Rhabditida; Anisakidae.
UUUGGGUUUCUUUUCCAGAUAGACUUUUCGGCACGGCCCGUAGAUCCGAUCUUCCGUCGUGCUCGUGAGCAGUUAGAAAAUAGUCGUGAAUAUCGAGACGCUACCUCCCCUCCACCGCCAAGCAGUCAUCACAUGAGCGUUGACAGAAAUGUUCGUCGACACUCGGCUUCACUUAAGGAAGUCGAUGUAGUGCGACAAGCCUCAGAGCGAAUUCAGAAUUCGGCUCUUCACGCCAAAUCCUCCACUCAUAAUGUCGCCUCAACAACUUCUGCUUCGAUCAGUGCGUCAUCCACUAAUUCGGAAAGUAUCGCCCACUCACCGCUAACCACCAAAAUCAACAGUCCUGCGAGUACUUCGGCAACGACUCGUAAGGCUAGCCCGGCGCGAACAAGCGCCACCUCAACCGAUCUAAGUUAUCACGGAUCCACAAAGGCCACUAAAGCGGAUCGUUGCUCAUCGAAAAGUCCACCAAGGUCAAGGAUAUCCCCGGCUGCAUGCCGAUCUCCCGCAAAUACGUCUGCAAUCUCGCUAGCUUCGCCGCCGACCCUGACUGCUGUGAAUAAUUCCAGACCUGGCUCAUCAGACAGACGUAAUUCUUCGUCCGACUCAAAACAUCACACUAACUCCGACGUCAAUAAUAACAACAGUUCUAAAAACAGUAAUGAUAAUGAUCAUAGUCAUGCAAGCAGUGCUCCUUUACAUGGCACUAAAGCUGGUUCAUUGUCGACCGAUUCGGAGGAGUUGAAUCCGAAAGAGGAGAAAGUUUUGACAGAGAACACAAAUGGGAUGAAUCGUGUGUUCGAGGACGAUUACGACACCACCAGUGACUAUUCACCGGACGAGAAGAGGUUGCGAAUAGCGUCCGUCGAAGACGAGUAA